Saccostrea cuccullata (small rock oyster) is the source of this 4619-nucleotide messenger RNA. Its product is annotated as transient receptor potential cation channel subfamily M member 2-like. NCBI's taxonomy places the organism in Eukaryota, Metazoa, Mollusca, Bivalvia, Ostreida, Ostreidae. Gene Ontology annotation, biological process: monoatomic cation transmembrane transport; metal ion transport. Gene Ontology annotation, molecular function: monoatomic cation channel activity. The transcript has 31 exons. Gene Ontology annotation, cellular component: plasma membrane. The record is from RefSeq and is a predicted model, not a curated record. Bases 143 to 4582 code for a protein of 1479 amino acids.
AAAAUUACAUUUCAAUCAUGUUACGAUACAUUUAAAUCUUUUAUCAAUCGUUAAGCGGAUAAAAUUCAUUACAAUACAUUCAUAUUUUGAAACUAACACAAUACAAGCACACACGGAGAGGUUUGAAAAUGUAAAAGUGAAUAUGUGUGAACUUUUUUCAUAUUUUUGUGCUGGUGACAAGAGAAAAGAGAAAUUUGUUGCGACCUGGCUGUCUCACUUACUAUGUGACUCCCAGAAGCCCAUAGAGACGGUGUUAUUAUGUCACCAUUCCACGGACGAUCUGAAAGUGAACAAACUGAAGAAUACCAUCUCAGAGCUGGGUCCGGUGACCGUGAACUCCAAAAAUGAACACACGAAGGUCGAGGCAGGGUUCAAUGAGGAUCUCGUCAUUUUCUGUCUCUCAGCUGACUAUGUUCAGCGCUCGGAACAUUUCUUUAAUGAUGUGAGUACUCUAAUGGAAGGAGAUGGGAAGAACGAGGUGUCGUAUUUCAUGAUGGAAGACAGCUAUCAAGACUUAAAGAAGGACCUGGCCUCCAAAGGAAUUAAAAGGGAAAAUGUUUUCUUCUUUGACGAUCCGGACGAACCAUCUAUUUUUCGAAUCCAUCGUAGAAAGAAAAAAGAAAAUUCGAAAAAGAAGACUGUUUAUGUUAGCGGUUGUUGGGAUGCCGCGCCAAUGAUGGAGCAUGUCCAAAAACUGACGUCAUCUUUCACGACUGUAGAAUGUCAUUUUCCAAGGAAAACCCGAUCCAUCGCUAGAAUGUCCAAGGAGGACUGGAGUCUCAUAACUGAUAAAAUGAUAUCAUCCGAUCAGUAUCUCAUAAUGAUAUCUGAUGACUAUUUCUAUGACGAAAUCACUUCAAUGGAAUGUGAAUUGAUAAGGCGAAGGGGUAAAAUAAUUCACAUAAUAGACGCAAGAAAAAGUAAGGACAGAGAGGUACCAAUGUGGAUACGGAGCAUGCGCAUUAUACCAUAUGAAAGAGACGACGAUGUUUUGAAUGUUCUGUUAUUGCAUCUCCUUGAUGACCAACAAGGACAUGACACGAUUAUCAUCAGUUUUCACCCUUCUGAUCUGACGAAUGCCGAGCGAUGUCUGACGAUGUUUCGGAAUGGCUUGUCUCAGUGUCAUGUCCGCCUUUCGUCUGACUUUCCAGACUCUAAAACAUUAUUUCAGCAAAUCAUGAAAUGUCAAGCCCUUAUUCUGUGUUUAUCGGAGGCUUUUAUGGAGGAUAAAAAAUGUAGAAAAGAAGUGGAAGUAGCCCAUAUGAUGUGGAAGAAACUUAUACCAAUAAAUUUGCAAUCUACUCCUGCACAAAUGGAGAGACCUGACUGGUUGAUUAAAAUCAUUGGUUACCAUCAAUACGCCAAUCAGGAAGAAAUAAACGAUAUCCUCAGUCAGAACGUUCUUCUUAGUAAAGAUAACCUUAAAAUUGAAAACUGGAUUCAACGGAAUAUCACAGUUCCAUUACAUUCAGACAUUUCUACACAAAUCUCGGCCUGUCGUGAUGGUUGUGUCAGAGGGCCCCAGCACACGAUGACGGACGCCUUUGGCAAGGUGGAAGUGUUUGCAGAGGGCGGAUUAGAAAGACGUGCCGCAAUGUAUGUUCGUCUUAGCACAAAUUCCGAUCUGAAAACCGUGGCUUCUCUGAUCAUCGACCAUUGGGGGCUGGAACAGCCACGCCUUCUGAUCUCAGUGACGGGGGAGGGAUCUCAAAUUAUUAACAACCCCAGCAAGUCCAGAGUCCUCACAAAUGCUCUCCAGAACAUCGUCAAAGAGAAAGGUGUAUGGUUUACGACUGAUGGUGCCACCUCAGAAAUCUCUAAAGUAAUUGGUCAAGUCGUAGAAAAGGAGGAUGUUAAUGAAAGACCAACAGUGAUUGGAAUAGCAUCCUGGGAAUACCUCAAGAUGAAUGAAAAUCUUGUCAUUAAACAUGGUUUUGGACGAUGGCCUGCCACCUACAGCACGCGGGAAGCCAUUAAGGCCAGUGGGGAGUACCAUCUUAAUCCUUUCUGUUCCCACUUUCUUCUUCCACAUAAGUGUGCUGUUGUCAAUGAGAAUGGCAACAGUUCCGUCAUAUCCACUGCUAGGUUCAGAACGGAGUUCGAGGAAUACAUACGGCAAGGAAAAUACGCUCUUCAAAAAUCACGUUGUCCCGAGGCGAUACCCUCUUUGCUGCUGGUGGUGGGUGGGGACCCUCUACAGUCUCUCAGUAUGGUGAAGCGCUCUCUGGAUCUCCGUAGACCCGUCGUGGUUCUCAGGGGAACAGGGGGAUUUGCCGAUACUUUGGCAAACGCAUUUACAAAAGGAAGAACUGAUGAAUUAAAAAUUAUGGACAUCCUUACGCACCCAGCUCGACAUCACUUGAGUUUCGUCAACCUUAACGACGACCGCUGUCGACUGGGUCACACAAUACUAGACGUUCUUCUGAACAGUAUAUCGGAUGAUGAACAGAAGUUAAGUCUAGCUUUGGGAUUUGAUAACAGCGAAAAAGCAAUGGAACAUGUUUUCUUCGAUAACAGAAAAACACAGCGUUUAGAGGAAUCAUUUGUAACAGACCUGAUGCUGAAAGCGAUGCGGGAAGAAAAGGUCGAUUUUGUACGUCUUCUUAUCGCAGAAUGUGUUGACAUCGAGAAAUUUCAGCUGAACAACAAAGACAAACUCUACACAUCAAAAUAUCUGCCUGAUGAACUUCGAAGACAGCUUGGAUGGGAUACAAUACCAACCAUUGAAAACAUUCGAUGCUUUGUUGUGCGAAUGAUAGCAAUGGAUGUGUUCGUGGAAUAUGACGUCAAUAUGGAUAUCAGAGAUCAUCAAGUAGAUCCAUAUUUUUACCUCAUGGUGUGGUCUCUUCUGAUGAUGAACUUACGUGAUCUCUCCAUAUUCUUCUGGCAACACUGCAAGGAACCACUUCCCUCCGCUCUGAUUGCGUCAGGGAUAUUGCGUCAGCUGAGAAAAGGUUGUCAGGUGACAAAUCGCAUCCUGGCUGAUAAGCUCUUCAAACACGAAAAGGAGUUUGUGAAGCUAUCUUGUGACGUCCUACAGGAGUUUUUUGAAGAUAAUCCUGAAGACACGGAGCGGUUACUGAUGAAACCACGUCCCCGCUGGCGAAAUCUCUCCUGCAUGGAGAUAGCAUUUCGCUUAAAACAUAGACCUUUUAUGUCACAUGAAGCCUGCAAGAUACCCAUAUACAGAAUUUGGUUUGGAAGAAUUUCGCCAGAAAACAAUUCACUGAGGAUGAUAAUUUCGGUGUUUUUCCUUGGGAUGUUUCCAUUUGUGCUGAAAUUUAUUGACGAGUUCCCUAAUAAAUCAGAAAAUCAGAAAGACGCUUCAUGCUGCAGUAGGCUCUGUGACAAAAUCAAGACUCGAAUAGUAGAAUUCUACACAGCUCCAAUUAUGCGUUUCUCCCACACAAUGGCAUCGUAUUUGCUGUUUUUGACUCUGUUCAGCUACACAUUGCUGGCUGGAUUUACUGACCACUUUCACUGGCGUGCAAUGUUGUUAUACUGCUGGGUAAUUACACUUAUGCUGGAUCAAAUUAGAGAGCUUAUUAAUGGAAUCGAAGAAAACAAAAUCUUUUUUGGUCACAAAUACCGCCGAGAACGUCCAUCCGUUGUGCAGGUAUACUUCAGAGACAAAUGGAAUUACUUUGACGUCACGAUUCUUUGUUUCUAUGUGAUAGCUCUGGCUCUAAGUUUCGUUCCAUCAUACACUGCCGUAGAAUUUAGCAGAGUUUUUAUGGCAAUGAGUCUUAUUGCCUUUUUCAUGAGAAUUCUGAAAACAUUUUCUGCUAUAGAGGAACUUGGACCCAAGUUAUGGAUGAUUGCUGCAAUGGCCAAAGACUUGAUGUUCUUCGUGAUAAUUUUGAUGGUGUUUGUGGUGUCUUACGCUAUAGCCGCCUACUCGGUGAUAUACCCAGAGUCUGUAGUUGACUGGGACCUCAUCGCCAAUGUACUAAGACUGGGUUACUGGAAUCUUUACGGCGAGCUUCUCCUAGAGGACUUGGAAGCUAAGGAACCAGACUGUUCCUUUGACCCUGCUGUCUACGGGGCGGACAUACUUCCGAGGUGUGCAGUUAAACACAGAAGACUUAUUGGGAUGGCCAUGAUGGGGGUUUACCUUUUGUUUGCCAACGUCAUGUUGCUUAACAUUCUGAUUGCUAUGUUCAGUGAUACUUAUCAACGGGUUCAGACAAAACGGAAUCAAAAAUGGAAUUAUGAAAGAUACGCCUUGGUCAAAGAAUUCCAGCGAGUCCCUGUCAUCCCCAUGCCGCUGGGAGCCUUAAUUUACAUACAUUACUUACUGAGAUGGAUCUACCGGAAGUGCAGAAGAUGCACUGUGGUUAGCAAUACAGAAAAAGUUGUAUCAGGAAAGGAUCUGAACGAGAUUGAAACGAUAAACUGUCUGGAGAGAGAGUGUGUUUACUUAUUUAUGAAAAAGAAAACAGAAGAAAGUGAUGCCCAAAAGCAGAUAACUGUACAAGACAUCUCCAACAUCGUCAGCGAACAACUCACAAUGAGAAUAAACAGAUUGCAAAGCUUUACAGAAACACAGCUGAUGUCACAGAUUUCAGAAUCUCUAAAAUGAUUUUAUGUAAUAAAAUUACUGGAAUUAAAUACAUUUG